AUGGGUGAUAGUGCUACCCCCGAAGCCCCUUCUAACCCUCCUCCUGUGGAACGUUCGCGUGAGGAAGGUCGAGAGCUGAAGUUGCUUCACUUCAUCUACGACCAACCGAACCGUGAUGAGAUCCAGGGCAACCCUGCCAAGGUCCUGGAUCUGAUCGAAGAGUUCGGUAAAACGUACCACUUCAUGAACAUCGGUCGGGCCAAGGGCAAAUUCAUCAUCGACAUCAUCGAGGAAAAGAAGCCCGAAGUGAUGAUCGAGCUUGGUGGCUAUGUUGGCUAUUCGGCCAUUCUGUUCGGAGAUGCCGUGCGUCGGGCUGGCGGACGGCACUAUUACAGUCUAGAGUUGAAUCCCGAAUUUGCGGCCAUUGCGAAUAUGCUGCUUGAGCUGGCGGGCCUGCGCGACUUUGUUACGAUACUCGUUGGUCGGAGCGAUUUGUCCCUUGACAAACUUUUCUCGAGUGGCGAUGUCAAACAGGUUGAAGUGAUGCUUAUUGAUCACUAUAAGCCUGCGUAUACCGCCGAUCUGAAGCUCUGCGAGCAGCUCGGCAAGAUCGUGCCCGGGGUUUCAGUAGUGGUGGCGGACAACGUGCUCUACCCCGGCAACCCGCCGUAUUUGGAGUAUGUCCGCAGCACAGUGGAGCAGAAGCGUGAAGCGGCCAAAAAGGGACCGGUCCAGACAUAUGACACAACCAGCCUGCCACAGCGAUCAGUCGGGUCAUUCAUGCCUGCGGAUGCAACUCCCAGCUUUGAACUGACCGGAAACCCGAAUCUGGUGUAUGAGAGCAAAUUGGUCAAACCCGAGACCACACGAGUGAGUUUCACCCGUAUUUCCGGGGGGAGUGAGUGA
Aspergillus vadensis CBS 113365 is the source of this 846-nucleotide messenger RNA. Its product is annotated as O-methyltransferase. Bases 1 to 846 code for a protein of 281 amino acids. The record is from RefSeq and is a predicted model, not a curated record. Lineage: Eukaryota; Fungi; Ascomycota; Eurotiomycetes; Eurotiales; Aspergillaceae. The transcript has 2 exons. Gene Ontology annotation, molecular function: O-methyltransferase activity.